This is a messenger RNA of Solea senegalensis (Senegalese sole), 2163 nucleotides long. RefSeq names its product signal-regulatory protein beta-2-like. Gene Ontology annotation, biological process: response to bacterium. The transcript has 6 exons. The coding region runs from base 251 to 1282 and encodes 343 amino acids. Lineage: Eukaryota; Metazoa; Chordata; Actinopteri; Pleuronectiformes; Soleidae. The record is from RefSeq and is a predicted model, not a curated record.
ACUUAUCAUGACUUUGAAUGACUGCAGUUGGCUGUGUUUACUCUCAGUGAUAAAAGAGCCACUGUGAAACCUGAAACACAAGCGUGCUGGUGGUGUUGCAAAAGACUUUUGAUAUUAUUUCCACUGUUACAACGAGAGGCCAAUCAGAUUGCCCGGACAUUGUUCCCUCCCACUUUUUUAGAGUUAUAUUGAGGUGAAUCGUCUUAUAAUGACAUCUAUUAAGUGUCGUCUUUAGUGCGUUAACAGGAAAAUGCAGAUCAUUUUCUAUUUUCUGUUGCUGCUCAUCGUGAAGUAUCACACAUUAGGUCUGAACUUUGAGACAAAGACUGCUGCUAUUGGAGAAGAUGUGACGUUGAAGUGUGACCGUCAGACGUCGAAGAGUCAGUCUUCCAAAUUAUUUUGGAUUAGACUAAUUUAUGGAAACAUGCCUGAAGUCUUGGGAGGAACACCUUCCUUUGACUUUGAUAAAGUUAUUCAGAAUCUUCACUUUACUCUUAAACAAGAGCCUGGAGUUUUUCUUCUGCACAUUAAGGAAACAGGAUUCAAUGAUACUGGAGUUUACUACUGCUUAAGUGUAGCUGACCCUUUUACCAUGAAGUUUUUAAAAGGAACUUUCCUCAGUAUUAAAGAACCAGAUUACGAUAUCACUGCAGUCAAUCAAGUUCCUCCAUCUAAUCCCGUCAACCCAGGAGACCCAGUGACACUGCAGUGUUCAGUCCUGUCCGACAGCACUGAGAGCCAAACGUGUCCAGAAUAUCACAGAGUGCACUGGUUCAGAGCUGACUCCGAUGGGUCUAAUCCCAGAUUAAUUUCCACUCAUGGAGACGGCAGACAUAAAUGUGAAAGUGGCACUGAAGCUCUCUCUCCCCCAAAAUGUGUCUCCAACUUCUGUGAGAAUGUCAGCUCCUCUGAUGCUGGGAUUUACUACUGUGCCGUUUCCACAUGUGCACAGAUUUUAUUUGGACGUGGAACAAAACUGGACGAUGAAGUUUCAGCACCGCGUGCAUCUCCAAACCUGCUCCUGUUAUGUGCUACACUGACUUUAAGUCUGAUUGUUAAUGCAUUCCUCAUUUAUUUCAUCAAGAUGAAAAGCUGUGACUGUUGCAAAGAGACCGUAGCAGUCGGCAGAAACCAGCAAACUCAGCAGAGAGAUGAGAACUCUUUGGUUUAUUCUGCACCGACCUUCACGAGGAGGAACGCUGGCAAAGCAGAGAGAGGGAAUGGAAACGCAGCAGAAGAAGAGACGGUCUACAGUAAAGUCAGGGCUUCUCCAAGACAGUAAUUCUGUGUGUGUGUGAAGUCACUCCAACAGAUUCUAGGAACAAAUGUCUCAGAUCUCUGUCCAGAAGAGCACAAUCUAGGAGCAGCGAACAUACUGUGCAGGAAUCACAGGCUACCAGGCUUGUGGUAGGAGAAACAAGACGUCCUUAGGUGGGCAAGUGGGGAAAUAACAAUAAGUAACAAUUUAUUUAGAUACCCUUAAAAAUAAUUGGUAUACAGUCUAGUCGGUAACUGCAUUAGUCUUUUCUUUGUUAUUAUACGAGGCCAUGGAUCAUCGUGGUGCAGUUUAACUGCCUUGGUUGACGUUUAUGAGCUCUAUGAAUUUUAUACUGGUUAAACACACAUUCUUAUUUCUCAGUUUUCUUUUCUUAUUUUUAACCAAAGUCCAGCUUUUUGACAGUCUCAACAUGACAGUCUCUCGUUGUUUUUUUUAGGCUCUCUAUCUCCACAAUGACAUUUGAGGUCUGUGAGGGAGACAUUUAAUUUAAGUUUUUUUUGUUUUUCUCAAACAUUAAAAAUGAUCCAGACUAUACUAUCUUUGAGUGUUUUGUGUGUGACGGAGAGAAUGUUACGCGAGAAAGUUUUGCAGUGAUGUUUGCUGAUGCUGCCGAGUCGCUACAACCAGCAUGACAGAGUGAAUUAGUGAUGUCUACUAUCUAUACUUGAGCAGCUUCCUGACAUGAACACAAAAAGUGGUCGAACCAUUUAUGCUUCACACCUCAGUGUGAAAGCCCAGCCACAGCAGUGUUUAAGUUUUCAUGCAUCAUUUGUUUGUCACUAAUGACUGAGACUGUGUUUGUGUGUCAGAUGUGAGCAGCCUUUUGAACACCUAAACAAGACGGUCCCCACUAAGCAGUUUACAAAUUCUACUUUAUGGUGACA